Molecule: messenger RNA, 5643 nt
Organism: Leptinotarsa decemlineata (Colorado potato beetle)
Lineage: Eukaryota; Metazoa; Arthropoda; Insecta; Coleoptera; Chrysomelidae
Product: Eph receptor tyrosine kinase
Biological process (GO): ephrin receptor signaling pathway; protein phosphorylation; axon guidance
Cellular component (GO): plasma membrane; dendrite
Molecular function (GO): protein binding; ATP binding; transmembrane-ephrin receptor activity
Source: RefSeq, a predicted model, not a curated record
GUCGAAUCAACUAGUCGAAUUCAUUUCAGUAUUUGUGAAAACUAGGGCGAAUCAAAAGUGAUAUAUUUUUAUAGCGUGAAUCUGGCUAUCUAAAGAUUAUUGUGAGUUCAGUGGUCUUGGAGUUGGAGAUGCUGUAUCAAAGUAGUCCUUGUCGGAUCGUUGUAGUGUCGUUAUUCGCCAAAACCUCACAAUUUAUAUAAAAACACGCACUAAUUACUAAUAAUUUGGGAACAAAAUCCACGGACAUCAAACGUUAAACUAGUGAAGACUGAUAACCUUUGGAUUUUGAUUCAUAACUACUCAAAAAAUACAUCAUUUUUCAAAAAAGUGCGGCCGCGAAAAGUGACAAGUGUGAAUUGUUAUUUUUUCAGCCAAACUGUAUGAAAUUAGUUGCUUUUGAGUAGUCAAAUCGUAAAUUAAGGUGUCUUCAGAGAGUUCCUGGAUUAUUUUUCAAGGAUUCUGUGAAAAACUAUGUAAAAUGUGAUACUCCUUUCGUCUUUAACAGAAUGAAGUAGGCGAUAUUAUAGAAAGUCCGCCGACUGAGGCCGGACAUCCCUUACACCAACCUUACACCAACCUCCGUCAUGGGUCUGAUGUGGCGCGUUUUCCUUCUUCUAGCAGCAGCCCUUACGUAUUUCCAAACCAAAGCUGAACAAGUGGUUGUUCUGGAUACUACGGGGGAAGCCAGUCUGGACUGGACGCGGUAUCCCUAUGGACCUCAGGCCAACACUCCAGGGUGGGUAGAGGAGUCUUUCACCAAUUUCCAGAAGGGUAUCAACUGGAGGUCGUACGUAGUCUGUGAUGUGGCCUACAAUAACGUCAAUAAUUGGCUGUGGACACCUUUCAUCGAUAGGAAUGUCUCCAAUAGAAUCUACAUCGAAAUAAAGUUCACCAUAAGAGACUGCAGUCUUUUUCCAGGAAAUGCGUUGUCUUGCAAAGAAACAUUCAGCUUACUUUACUACGAAUUCGAUGCCGUAACAAGAGAACCGCCGCCAUGGGAUGCAGAGAGAUACAAGUUGAUAAGUCGGAUAGCAGCAGGGGAGGGAAGAUUCAAUUCUAAUAGCGAGGUGAACAUCAACACUGAAGUCAAAAGUAUACCUGUUAACAAGAAAGGGGUCUAUUUCGCAUUCAGAGACCAAGGAGCCUGUAUAUCCUUAUUAGCUAUAAAAAUUUACUAUAUAGUUUGUCCAGAAGUCACAGUAAACUUUGCCAAGUUCCCCUCCACUCCGACAGGCAAGGAAAUCACCAUUAUUGAGCAGGCAAAUGGGUCUUGCGUAAGCAACGCUGAAGUUGUUGGAGGAAUACCAUCUUAUUUGUGCAAAGGUGAUGGAAAGUGGUCACUACCCAGUGGUGGUUGCAAAUGCAAGGCUGGUUUUCAACCCGAUAUGGAGAAACAAACAUGCAAUGUGUGUCAACAAGAAACUUAUAAGGCUGAAACCGGAGAUGGUCCAUGUCUUCCUUGUCCAGAUUUCUCUCAAGGUCCUGAUUACGGAUUGAAGGAAUGUCAGUGUAUAUCAGGAUACUUUCGGGCUGUAACUGAUCCUAAAAAUAUGUCAUGCACUCAACCUCCCUCGGCACCUCAGAAUUUGACUGUGAGUUUCGUGGACCAAUCAACUGUUAUUUUAAGUUGGCUUCCACCAGAAAAAUUGGGUGGAAGAACUGAUACAGCCUAUAAAAUUAAAUGUGAUGCAUGCAGCUUAGGUCUUGUGCAGUAUAAUCCAAAUACGGAAACUUUCAACGAAACCAGAAUUACUAUAAGCGGUUUGAAUGCCGUAACGACCUACCGCUUUCAAAUUUUUGCUGAAAAUGGAGUAUCACAUCUAGCACUACGCGCCUCUUCUGAAUACGCUGACAUUGUUGUGACUACGGAGGCGUCAGUGGCCAGUAGUAUCACCAACAUCAGAGUAAUGUCAGUUAAAAGCACUGAUAUCACUUUGAUGUGGGACGCCCCAUCUAACAAUGAUGGAUCAGACAUGGAAAACGAUAUGGUAGAUGCUUACGAGGUGCGCUGGUUCCAAAGAAACGAUAUAGAUUACAGCAAUAAUAGUUUGAUUACUUCUGACUUGUCUGCUACAAUUACGGGUCUUCAACAAAGGACUGAAUAUGGGUUGCAGGUUCGCGCCAAAACUCAAAGAGGAUGGGGGGCUUACUCUCCGGUUAUAUUCAAAACCACCGGACAAGUUUUAAAUACAGCUUAUAUUGGAGAUGAAGAAGGCCUAAGACUCCAGUUAGUGGCUGGAGGCAUUGUUGCUGUAGUUGUCAUACUUGUUGCUGUUAUAGUUUUAACUGUGGUUUUCCUUCGAUCUAGAUCCAACGAUGAGUGCAACAAAAAACAACCAAGUGAUUGUGACACUUUGGAAUAUAGGAAUGGAGAAGUUCAUCAUAGCUUGGAUAAUCCUCCCAUAGUUACCACCCAUACAAAUGUGACAACGCCCCUUUUUACGGGUAUAAGUGGUUCUUCAAGGACUUACAUUGACCCUCACACUUAUGAAGACCCCAAUCAGGCAGUUAGAGAGUUUGCUAGAGAAAUAGAUGCUAGCUGUAUUACAAUUGAGGCCAUAAUAGGUGGUGGUGAAUUUGGAGACGUUUGUCGAGGAAAACUGAAAAUGAACGGUGUAGACAUAGAUGUGGCCAUAAAAACUCUGAAAGCUGGUUCUUUGGACAAGUCCCGCAAUGACUUUCUCACAGAAGCUUCCAUAAUGGGUCAGUUUGAACACCCUAAUGUGAUUUUUCUUCAAGGAGUUGUUACCAAAUCAAAUCCAGUUAUGAUAAUCACAGAGUAUAUGGAAAAUGGGUCACUUGAUACUUUCCUUAGAGCAAAUGAUGGCAAAUUUCAAGUUAUUCAGUUAACGGGUAUGUUGAGAGGUAUUGCAUCAGGUAUGCAGUACUUGAGUGAAAUGAAUUAUGUGCAUCGAGACUUGGCAGCAAGAAAUGUUUUGGUUAAUUCUCAACUAGUCUGUAAGAUAGCCGAUUUUGGUCUUAGUCGAGAAAUAGAAAGUGCAACAGAGGGUGCUUAUACUACAAGGGGAGGCAAAAUUCCCGUUCGAUGGACGGCACCAGAAGCUAUUGCUUUCCGAAAAUUCACAUCUGCAAGUGACGUGUGGUCCAUGGGUAUAGUGUGUUGGGAGGUCAUGUCCUACGGAGAACGUCCGUAUUGGAAUUGGUCCAAUCAAGACGUUAUCAAGAGCAUUGAAAAGGGCUACAGAUUGCCUGCUCCAAUGGAUUGCCCAGAAGCGAUAUACCAACUGAUGUUGGAUUGUUGGCAGAAAGAGAGGACUCAUAGGCCUACCUUCCAGUCUAUUGUAAAAACUUUAGAUAAAUUAAUUCGCGUCCCUGAUACUUUGAGAAAAAUUGCUCAGAAUCGAAGUCACCUGCCAUAUAAUCUUCCCUGGCCCACACAAAACUUACCCUCUCACAUUACCACAGAUAUGCAAUUGUCAGAACUGCCACGUCUUCACCACAAUCCUUAUUUUGGGUCACUACAGAGACGUUCCAAUUACACUCCAAAUAUAGUUGAGGUGGAAACCCAUCCUUAUUAUGGCUUACCGGAUAUAAUACUCUUGCAAAACUAUGGAGUUGUAUCGGACGUGAAUCCUGAACACGAAGUUAGAAGAAGGUUAGAGAGUGACUAUCGAAACUCUUUAUUAGAGCACGAGAUGAAAAAGAGGUUUAACAGCUUAUUGAAUCUGAAAGACGACAAAAUUUAUAAUGAUGUUGGUGAUCUUCAUUCUCGAGAAAUGAGCACAAAUCAGUGGAUGAUAAACAAUUUUGACAGUAGACCAAGAAACUCGUCCAACAGUUCGGUUCCACAUUACUACCCUAAUCUAGACAGCAGAUUUAUGGAUGUCAAAAACGCACCAAAAGGAAGUUCAAAUCAAAGUCAGGGAAUGACAAAUUUUUUCUUCGAUGAAAGAGAUGAGUACGAUCAACAAACAGAAAAUUUCUUUGGCAGAAAACCUGACUUUGAAGAGAGUAAAGAUUUCAGCAAAAGGCCUGACCAGUUUUUUUCAAAAAUGAUGAUUGGUGAAAAUGAACCUUCUCUUCUGGAGUUGAGCGAACAAUUCUCUGAUAAUUUUAAGGAAGAUUCUAAUAUUCUCGACAGUUCUGAUAAUUUGUUCGACACUAAUGUUGAGAGGGGGGACACGAAGAAAGUUGUAGAGGAUAAAAAUGCACAAACUGGGGAAGCUUGGGUCAAUUUCAUUAAUGUGUAAAUAUGCUUUCUGUGGUUUUUAUUUGCAAGAUCAAAUAAUCCUUUAUCAGCUGAUGCUCCUGAUCUCACUAACUUUUCUUGCGUCGAAGAGUGGCUGAACUCAAUAAAAAUGACCCGCUACUUGGAGAAUUUCCACUCAGGGGGCGUAACUUCUAUGGAUGCUGUUGUGAAUCUCACGGUGAAAGAAUUGACGGAACUAGGCAUUACUCUCGUGGGGCAUCAAAAGAAGAUAAUGAACAGUGUCCAGAACAUAAGGGCUCAAAUUCGCGUGAAUGGCUCUGAGGGAUUUCUUGUGUGAGCACAGGAAGAGUUUUGUAUAAAAUGGGACUUUUUAGCAAAUGAAUUGUGUCAAAGUAUAGUAUAAGGGACACUUUUUUAUGACAAGAACUCUAAAACAAGUUAUAGAAUGAAGUGAGUUAUCUUAGUAUAUUUAAAAUCGUGGCAGCUUGGCUUUAUUUAUUCUACUCGAAACAAAUCAAAAUAUUAGUAAUGUCUGCUGAUGGACUUAUGCGCGUUUUGCCUUUCUUAUGUUACGAGAUUUUCAAUUGUGAUUUUUUUUAUAUAAAUGACCUUUGGUAAGUAAAGACCCAAGUAGCGCUGGUCAGGUCAGAAAUUGUUAUUAUGUUGAUCUGCCCUGUAAAUAAUUAGGUUUUAUGUUUUACUAACUUUCUUCCUGUAUAUUUUUAUGUUAUAGUAAUUAUUAUGGAAAUUAUUUAUUUUUGCCAUAUUUAUACUCACACACUUGAGUUAGAAAUAAUGAUUUUUACUUGAGUGUGAAUGUUUUUCGUUCUCUCUGAACAAAUUGAAGGACAAAACACCAAAACCAUUUGUUUGUAGCCAAGUAUAAUCAAAAUAAUGUUAUUUUUUCACAUAUCAAGUUAACUAUUACAUAAAUUUAUUCCACUUAAUUUGAAAAUAAAUUUGGGAAAGAUGAAAAGUACAAUGAUUUGUGAAACUUUUGUUGAUUAAAAAUGAAAUUUAGAUAGAAUCAGUGUUAAGAUUUGUCCGUAGAUUUAAAUCUAUAUAAGACUGUUCGUCUAAAUAAUUCUAAAUAUACAUUAUCUAAAAAGAUAGCAAUAAUUCAGUGUUUUUACAUGCUAUUUUCGUUUAAUUGGAAUGUUGAAUUCGUUUCAAAUUCAAUACUAAUACAAUCAUAUUUGGUGUGAUACUUCUUUGGUUUUGAAAAAUUGUCAAAAAUUUAGGUGAUCUGGACAUAUAUUCUCAAAAAAGGCGUCCGGUGUGUUUUUAAUGUUCCACUGAACUAAAAAUACAGGUGUACAAUUGAUAUAUAUGAAACUGUAAUUGUACUUACUUUUUAUACUGCUCAAAACAUAAUAUAAUACAUACGCCUAAUUAAUGUAUUUACUUGAAAGAUUCUUUUUAUAUAUAUUUAUAGGUGAAAAUAAUUGACUGAAAUAUGUAUCAGAGCAUUU